Molecule: messenger RNA, 1353 nt
Organism: Sorex fumeus (smoky shrew)
Lineage: Eukaryota; Metazoa; Chordata; Mammalia; Eulipotyphla; Soricidae
Gene: ALKAL2
Product: ALK and LTK ligand 2
Exons: 5
Coding region: 5-442 (145 amino acids)
Biological process (GO): positive regulation of ERK5 cascade; positive regulation of ERK1 and ERK2 cascade
Molecular function (GO): receptor signaling protein tyrosine kinase activator activity; receptor tyrosine kinase binding
Source: RefSeq, a predicted model, not a curated record
CACGAUGCGCGGACCCGCGCGGCCGCUGCUGCUGGCGCUGCUGCUCGUGCUGGGGGCGGCGCGGCCCGGCCCGGGGGUCGCCGAGCCCCGCGCGGCCGCCGACCGACAGACGCUGCUGCGGCUCAUCGUGGAGAUCCUGCAGGAGCUCAAGCGCCACCACUCCGGGGAGCCCAAGCGGCUGCCGCUGCUCGGCGCGCGGGAGCCGGGGGACCCGGCGGGGCCCCCCGAGGAGCAGCGAGUGGAAAUUGUUCCUCGUGAUCUGAGGAUGAAGGACAAGUUUUUAAAGCAUCUUACUGGCCCUCUGUACUUCAGCCCCAAGUGCAGCAAACACUUCCACAGACUCUACCACAACACCCGAGACUGCACCGUCCCAGCAUACUACAAGAGGUGUGCCCGGCUCCUGACCCGGCUGGCUGUCAGCCCCAUGUGCAUGGAGGGAUGAGGCCCUGCCGAGCAGAUGCCGAGGUGGUGGCGGAGUGCAGUCCUUGCCCAUCCCAGCAGCAGCACAGCACGGAGCUGCUCCCGACCUUGACCUUGAAAAGUGCCUUGGAACCCAAAGGGAGGUGCCUGCUGCCUCCACGGACGCACCCCGGAUGAACAAGAGAUUUAUUUUUGCAGACACGCACCUCGAGAUUCCCUGACUGUGGAGUGCUGUUGACAGUUUGUGGAUAAGUUCAGUCAGUGUACUUGACAAAGACACUGUUCUGCACCAUGACCCGGGCAGCGCUCAUCAUGGUCCUCGUGAGGAAAAUCUGAGGAUUUCUUUAGAAACAUAAGCAAAGUCAAACUAUAUUUUCAUAGAGCAUAUGGUAUGGUUUACUAUUUUUAUUACGUUACGAUUAAAUUUCCAUAAUACUAUUUGGAAUUGCAUGAAAAACCAGCCCCUUAGUGGUGUUUAGAGAUGCUGGAGUCUAAGUCUCGGACCGUAGUAGCCAGGCUGAGCUCCCUUCCCUUUGUGUAACAAAUGUAAAAUAGUAUUGGUAACUGUGCAAUAUGUAGAUACUGUAAAUAAACGCUAGAAAAAAACUAAAUGCAGUGUUUGUCAUAAAGAAGUAUUCAGUGGUUUGGAGAGUGCUUGCCUUGUGGCCGACCAGGGCUUGCUCCCCAGCACACUUCAUUCUUUGAGACCUACCAGCAGUGAUCCCCGACCAGAGCCAGGAGUAAACCCUGAGCAUUGCCAGAUGUGGUCCCCUUCAAAACAAUUUAAAAAAAUCUAGAAGAGAAGUCUUCAAAGUCACUCCUAACUUCCUAACAAGUUAUUGUUGGAAUUAAUCAUUUAUACAUCUGAGAAGGAACAGGUCAUCAACACUAUCAGAGGAAUAAAGAAAAUGGGAGGGCAAAGAAUUAUGACUG